Polistes dominula (European paper wasp) is the source of this 1107-nucleotide messenger RNA. It is a transcript of the gene Ccs, whose product is annotated as copper chaperone for superoxide dismutase. Gene Ontology annotation, biological process: superoxide metabolic process. Gene Ontology annotation, molecular function: copper ion binding. The record is from RefSeq and is a predicted model, not a curated record. Lineage: Eukaryota; Metazoa; Arthropoda; Insecta; Hymenoptera; Vespidae.
UGACGAAACCAACGUUCAAAGAAUACAAAAACGAAUAAGAACAUAAGUUUUGGAUGAGAUUAUUUAAAAAGAAAAGUCAUUGUCAUUAAAAGAAAUUAAUUAUAAUAUAUUAGAAAAUGUCUAUGUCAAAGAUUGAGUUUGCUGUCGACAUGACUUGUCAAAAAUGCGUUAAUGCUGUACAAGAGAGUUUAUCAGAUCUGAAUGAUAUUCAAAAUUUAAAUAUUUCGUUAGAACGUGGAACAGUUGUUGUUGAAACCAAUCUUCCAUUUACCUUGAUACAAGAAAAAAUAGAGAAAUCUGGAAAGAAAGCUGUUCUCAAAGGAUAUGGAGAAAACAGUUUUAGCGCAGUUUCAAUGUUAGGAGGUAACUCUGGAUAUAGCAUAAGCAAUAAUAUAAAAGGUGUAAUAAGAUUUGUACAAACUCCAGAAGGUUGUAUAAUAGAUGGAACAGUUGAUGGACUUGAACCUGGACAACACGGUGUACAUAUACACGAAUGCGGUGACAUUUCUAAUGGAUGUGAAAGCGUAGGAGAACAUUUUAACCCUCAUAAUAGCAUACAUGGUGGACCUGAAGACGACAUAUCUAAAAAGCACAUUGGUGAUCUUGGAAACAUAGAUGUAGAUAAUAAUGGAAGAGCUUUAUUUAGAAGAAUCAAUAAAUUCCUUCAAGUGUCAGAUAUUAUUGGAAGAUCACUUGUUAUUACUGAAAAACCAGAUGAUUUAGGAAAAGGAAAUGAUCAACAAUCAUUAAUAGACGGAAAUAGUGGAAAGAGAUUGGCUUGCGGAAUUAUUGCUCGUUCAUCUGGUUUAUUUCAAAAUACAAAGAAAAUAUGUGCGUGCGAUGGCUUAACCAUUUGGGAUGAAAGAGAACGCGCUAAUUCUAAUCAAAAAGAAUCUACGAAAUACACGAGUAAUCAAAUAUCAAGCCUCUAAAUAAUAUACCUGUGGAUUACAUUCCAAUUAUUGUCAAAAUAAUAUGAUAUAUUCCAUUUGAUCUAAUGUGAUAUCAUAAAGAACGAUUUACAUGUAAAUAUUUUGUAAAUAAUGUGGGACGUCCAUUUUCUUGUUCGUUUUAUUAGGAGGUUAUAAUAAACGAGAAUAACAAGUA